AUGCCCAAAAUUCACAUGUCCUCGUGCGCACAUUUCUUGAUCCUAGCACUACUUUUCUUGGUGAAAUUCUGUGAUGGGGUCUCAACUUUGGACCUAAACUUAACGAGAACUGUUGAAUCUGGUGAAAUGGGGAAAAGGGUUUGUAUCAAUGAGUGCCCAGAAAUGGCAGUUGAGGAGGAGAUGGAUUCAGAGACUAAUCGGAGGAUUUUGGUUAUACAGAAGAAGUAUAUAAGUUAUGAUACUUUGAAGAGGGAUUCUGUGCCUUGUACUCAGCCUGGGGCUUCAUAUUAUAACUGUAAGGGACCUGGUGUGGCUAAUACUUAUCACAGAGGUUGUGAGGUUAUUACAAGGUGUAGAGGAAAUUGA
Messenger RNA from Fraxinus pennsylvanica, 366 nucleotides. NCBI's taxonomy places the organism in Eukaryota, Viridiplantae, Streptophyta, Magnoliopsida, Lamiales, Oleaceae. The record is from the annotation of a GenBank genome assembly.